AUGACUCGCUUCUCGCCUUGGUCUGCCGUUUUGAGCAUCUUCAUCGGCAUCACAGUCUACUUCUACUACUACCAGAGCCAGACACUCAAAAUCAACUCACUCAUCACCAACCAAUCAACCUCUACAGAAGACCAUAUGCUCAAGGCAGCCAAAACCAUGUCCAAGGCACUUGCAAACGCAAAGAUCACCCCCCACAGGUCAUCCACUCGUGGCCACUCCGACCAUGGCUGGCUCAACACCUACCACAGCUUCUCCUUUGCCGACUGGUACAACCCCAAGUUCACCCAUUUCGGCUCUCUGCGAGUCCUGAACGAGGACCGUGUCAGCCCCGUCAACGGCUUCCCAACGCACCCCCACCGCAACUUCGAGAUCUUCAGCUACAUCCUCUCCGGCGAGCUCACCCACCGCGACUCCAUGCUCUCCAAGGGCAACGAGGGCGGCCAAUCGGACAAGUUCUACCGCAUGCACCGCGGCGACGUCCAGUUCACCACCGGCGGGACGGGUAUCGCCCACUCGGAGUUCAACGAGCACAAGAAGGACACCGUCCACUUCCUCCAGAUCUGGGCCCUCCCCUGGAAGAACGGCCUCAAGCCCCGCUACCACACCCGCAGCUUCCCCGACGAGGAGAAGCGCAAGGGUUUCGUGAACGUCCUCAGCCCCCUCAAGGCCGGCGAGGACGCUACCGAGCAGGAGGAGGCCGACGCCGAGCCCGCCAUCCCCAACACCAUCCCCAUCCACGCCGACUUCGUCAUGGGCGCCGGCCUCAUCGCGCCCGAGAGCACCUUCGAGUGGACCGUGGGCGCCAACGCGACCCAGCAGACCAAGCGCAAGGUCUACGUCCACGUCCCCAUGACGCAGAACGGCAAGGCCAAGAUCCGUCUGGACGGCCGCGAGAGCGCCGAGCUGGCCGAGGGUGACGGUGCCUUUGUUGAGGACGUCAAUGCCGGCGACAAGCUGAGCUUUGAGAGCAUCGGCGAGGCCGAGGCUGAGGUCGUCGUUCUCGACACAGCUUGA
Clonostachys rhizophaga is the source of this 1014-nucleotide messenger RNA. The record is from the annotation of a GenBank genome assembly. Lineage: Eukaryota; Fungi; Ascomycota; Sordariomycetes; Hypocreales; Bionectriaceae.